Messenger RNA from Medicago truncatula (barrel medic), 648 nucleotides. RefSeq lists its product as uncharacterized. Lineage: Eukaryota; Viridiplantae; Streptophyta; Magnoliopsida; Fabales; Fabaceae. The transcript has a single exon. The coding region runs from base 1 to 648 and encodes 215 amino acids. The record is from RefSeq and is a predicted model, not a curated record.
AUGGCGGAAACAUGUUCAUUCUUACCAGAGGAGUGGUGGGAGUGUAUCUUCAAGUUAGUUGACGAUGGCGACAACAACCAUUACUGGGAACCUCUCUCCCUCGUAUCCAAACAGUUUUUGUCCAUCACCAACCGUCUACGGUUCUCCAUCACAAUCUCCGAUAAAACCAUCCCUUUCAUUCCUCGCCUCUUCGACAGGUUCCCUAAUAUCACAUCCCUCAACAUCACGGGCUUCUCUACAGAAAGUGACCUCGACGAGCUUCUUACUAAUAUAUCCACUUUCCCUGUAGACAUCAAAUCGCUUACUUUCUUCCAUUGCUAUAGCAAUAUUCCUACAGAUGGGUUGCGAGCUUUCUCCAAAAAUAUGAAAAAUUUGACAUCUCUCACUUGUUACCGAAUUAAUAAAAUCCGCAAGAAUGAUCUAUUCUUCCUUGCUGAUUGUUUCCCUUUACUCGAAGAACUCAACCUUAGCCAUCCUGUUAUUGCUACUAGCUAUGAUUUUGAGCUAGAUGAUGAUGAUCGGUUGUUGGCACUUCCCAAACUCCGCAAAAUUAAUUUAUCAGGUAAUUUCAUCGAUCGCCAAUAUGUUAACUCUCUCUGCAAGAACUGUAACCUUCUUCGAGAUGUGGUCGUGACUGAUUGGUUUUAA